ACUAAUCGAUUAUCGUCGUAUCCGAAAAAAGGAAAGAGCGCUUUCGUUAUAAAAAUUAGCGCGAUAACGGAUUCUCGAUACUCCGAAGCAUAUGUUUUUUCACGAAGAAUGUCGAACGUUUAGCGAAAAAGGAAAGGUAAAAAGGGCAAGAAAGGAAAGAAAGAAUCGAGAAUAAUCGACGAGUAUCAACUCCGUCGCGAUUUAAGAGGGAAAGCGAUGGAUGAUAUGGACGAAGAAAUUGGAGAAAAACUACCCAAAGAAGGAGCCGAGGAAGUUUCUCCAGAAAUUAAAAUCGGUGGUAUAGAGGGAGGAGGUACGUAUUCGACGCUUGUAAUACUCAAUCGCAAAGGAGAAAAAUUGAUAGAAGUUAAGGGCCCCGGCACCAAUCAUUGGGUUCUGGGGAUGGAGGAAACGGCCGCUAGGAUUAACUCGAUGAUCGAACAUAGCAAAGAAUUGUUAAACAUACCCAAAACGAUUCCCUUGGACUGCGUGGGUCUGAGCUUGAGCGGUUGCGAGGAAGAGACUACCAAUAAUCUUCUAACUAGUACGCUUCUAAACGAAUAUCCAGAUGCUGCUAAAGAUUAUUUCGUUAGUUCCGACACGCUGGGUAGUCUCAGAACUGGUUUGGAAAACGGUGGGAUCGUACUGAUCGCUGGAACGGGAAGCAAUGCUCUACUGAUCAAUCCGGAUGGGAAAACUCACGGAUGCGGUGGAUGGGGUUAUAUGAUGGGAGACGAAGGCAGCGCAUAUUGGAUCGCGCACCGAGCCUGCAAAUACGUUUUCGACGACAUUGACGACCUAGCGAAAUCUCCUCAUCCCAUUUCUUAUAUCUGGCCGGCGAUGAGAGACUUUUUCCAAGUGAAAGACAGAACAGACAUGUUACCGUAUUUGUAUUCGAAUUUCGACAAGAGUAAAUUCUCUAUGUUCGCUAAAGAAAUCGCGUUGGGUUGCGAGAAAAAUGAUCCUCUUUGCCUUGCCAUCUUCGAAGAGAACGGUCGACUUCUCGCUCGGCACAUUGUGGCGCUUUUCAAGAAAGCUCAUAACGAUCUUAAACUAUGUUAUGGCGGUCUUCAAGUGAUAUGCGUCGGAUCCGUUUGGAAAUCGUGGAAAUUCAUGAUGGAGGGUUUCAUGGACGAGAUUCACAGUGGAUUGGUCAUCGAUGAACUUAGUCUUCUCAAUUUAACGGCCACGUCCGCUUUGGGAUCGGCCUAUCUAGCUGCUGAAAAAAUUAAUUGCCCUUUCGUUAAGCCUUACAAAGAAAACGUGCAAGUCUUUUUCCAUUAUAAGCGCGAUAAUUAUGGUAAAAUUGAAAAUGAACGACAAAGUCAAAUAACACAAUGCGUAAGAAACGAUAGAAAUGAAAAUAUUGAACUACUUAAAAAUGUUUGUUAGAUUAGGAUAUUUAAUAUUUCUCUUCGAGAUAAUUGAAGAUUACAUCGAUACGAACUAAUGAUACCUAUCGAACGGCUUCUGAAAGAGUGCGAUAUUUCUAAAGUUCUAACGAUCAUGCAAAAUGAAUAAUGUAACUGUCAUACAAAAUGAAUAAAACAUUUUAAUACGAA
Vespula pensylvanica (western yellowjacket) is the source of this 1562-nucleotide messenger RNA. RefSeq names its product N-acetyl-D-glucosamine kinase (gene Nagk). The transcript has 7 exons. The record is from RefSeq and is a predicted model, not a curated record. Gene Ontology annotation, molecular function: N-acetylglucosamine kinase activity. Bases 217 to 1392 code for a protein of 391 amino acids. Lineage: Eukaryota; Metazoa; Arthropoda; Insecta; Hymenoptera; Vespidae.